AGAAGGAAGAAGUUAGAGGCGUUCCGGUGACGUAUGACGGCGACGACAUCCGAAUUUUCAGGAAAACGAAACAGAACUUUUAUUACCCUAAAAAAUGGAAUCAAUUUUAAACGAAGUAGUUGAUUCAGCAGAUCUUAAGAAAUUUGAGUUGAUGUACAAUGACCAGCUUCGUCGAGGACAAGUGAGCGAGAAGGCCCAGUUUGAGUAUGCCUGGUGUUUAGUGAGAAGUAAAUACAUAGAUGAUAUGAAGAAAGGAGUGGCCCUACUAGAAGAUUUAUUCAAGAAAGCAUCAGAUGACAAUUCUCGUAGAGAUUAUUUAUAUUACAUGUCAGUGGGCUACACUAGGAUAAAGGAAUACCCCCAGGCUCUUAAAUAUGUCAAAGCCCUACAAAAAAUAGAACCUGGGAAUCACCAAGCUUUAGAAUUACAGAAAUAUAUUGAAAAGAAAAUGACCAAAGAGGGUAUACUGGGUAUGGCUAUUGUGGGCGGAGCUGCUCUGGCGAUAGGGGGAUUGGUGAGCCUCGGUAUAGCUCUGUCUAAAAAGUGAACAGGUUUUUUAAGGACCAGUUUGUGUUAAUAUUAAGGGACCUUUAUUUGAAUGAGGACAAGUGUCUGAGAUUGUUCAGUUCAGAUUCUCUGAAGUUUGUUGAUGUGAGUGAUAGCGGUACUUGGUGACAAGAACUUAGGGAGACUGUUGACCAAAUAGUUAUGCUUCUGUUUACCAUAAUGCGUUAAUGUUUUUAAUUUAUGUUUGUUUAUUUACAAAAUGAUAAAAAAAUUGUUUGAAAAUGUACCAUGUAUUUACAUUGAUAAUGAGAUUAAUUGAUUAAA
Messenger RNA from Saccostrea echinata, 831 nucleotides. Its product is annotated as mitochondrial fission 1 protein-like. Bases 95 to 547 code for a protein of 150 amino acids. The record is from RefSeq and is a predicted model, not a curated record. Gene Ontology annotation, molecular function: protein binding. The transcript is spliced from 5 exons. NCBI's taxonomy places the organism in Eukaryota, Metazoa, Mollusca, Bivalvia, Ostreida, Ostreidae. Gene Ontology annotation, cellular component: peroxisomal membrane; mitochondrial outer membrane. Gene Ontology annotation, biological process: mitochondrial fragmentation involved in apoptotic process; autophagy of mitochondrion; peroxisome fission.